Messenger RNA from Hibiscus syriacus, 5470 nucleotides. Its product is annotated as ATP-dependent RNA helicase DEAH11, chloroplastic-like. The transcript is spliced from 3 exons. The coding region runs from base 54 to 5342 and encodes 1762 amino acids. The record is from RefSeq and is a predicted model, not a curated record. NCBI's taxonomy places the organism in Eukaryota, Viridiplantae, Streptophyta, Magnoliopsida, Malvales, Malvaceae. Gene Ontology annotation, cellular component: intracellular anatomical structure; catalytic step 2 spliceosome. Gene Ontology annotation, molecular function: RNA binding; zinc ion binding; ATP binding. Gene Ontology annotation, biological process: spliceosomal complex disassembly.
AAACAGCUGAAAUUAUUUUGCCUUUCUAGAUUUUGAUUAGUUUUCCCUAUUCCAUGAAGGAUUCCUCUUCAUCCUCCAACCACCGCCACCCGCCGCCGCCGCCGCAGCCGCCUGGUGGCCAUACACCGUACCACCAUUACCACAAUCACCGCCCCAGCUACCCAAACACCUACCGUCCUAGUAUUCAGGCUGUGAAUAACCAACACUACCGCCGCCGUUUUCCUCUGGCUCCAGCCACCACCGUUGGUUCCGUAUGUUCCAACGUCCUCCGCCGCCCAAACUUCAUAAUUCAACUCCUCCACGAUCAUUCCCCCUCCCCUUCUGAACCCAACAACCUCCAGACUCUUAUUUCCCAACACGACCCAUCCCCCGAAAGCUCCCACAUCUUCACCGCCGGGAAAGUCGCAGCUUCUCUAACGUUCCGAGAAUGGAACGAAACCCUCUCUUCAGUUCUUCAUCUCUGGCGUUCCCGCUUUGAUGGGUUCCACCAUUAUACUCCAGAGCUUAUUUGCAACAUCAUAGUGCCUUCCGAUGCGGUGGAACUCGAACAAAACCUUAAAACCCUUUUCUCGAGCCAUAUUACGGGAUUGAUGGAAGGGGAAUUGGUUAAGAAGUGGCAGAAGAAAAUCAACGAAAAAUCCGAUGAGAUCGCUCAGUUGUCAAGACAGAUGGGUAAGAGGAAUUAUUCGUAUAUAAGGUUUUAUGAGUUGAAUGACACGAAGAAAGCUUUAAUGGCGGAGAGAUUGACAAUUUCAAAGCGGUUGAAGGAGUUUAAGGGAGGGAUGGCGAGCUUGUUGAAGUGUUUGGAAGAUGGGGAGAUAAUAGGGAAUGUGGAAGAUGAUAAAGGUGUGGAGGUUUUCAGGGUUGAAGGAGAGCUUGAUUGGAAGAGAAUUCAUCUGCUGAUUUUGAGGGAAUGUAGGAGGUUGGAAGAUGGUUUGCCUAUUUAUGCUCACAGACGAGAGAUUCUUACUAGAAUACAUGGGGAACAGAUCAUGGUUUUGAUUGGAGAGACUGGUUCAGGAAAGAGCACCCAGUUGGUUCAGUUUCUUUCUGAUUCAGGAAUCGCUGCAAAUGAGUCAAUUGUAUGUACUCAGCCACGAAAGAUUGCUGCCAUCUCAUUAGCAAAAAGAGUCAGAGAAGAAAGCAUUGGGUGUUACAAUGAUAAUUCAGUCAUUUGUUGUCCAACAUUUUCUUCUGCUCAGCAGUUUGAUUCGAAGGUAAUAUAUAUGACUGACCACUGUUUACUGCAGCAUUAUAUGAAUGAUAGGAAUUUGUCAGGGGUUUCUUGCAUCAUUGUUGAUGAGGCCCAUGAAAGAAGUUUGAAUACUGAUCUUCUCUUGGCCAUGCUUAAAGAUUUACUUGUCCGAAGAGUUGAUCUGAGGCUUGUGAUAAUGUCUGCAACAGCUAAUGCAAAUCAACUCUCAGACUACUUUUUUGGGUGUGGAAUCUUUCAUUUGGAGGGGAGGAACUUUCCUGUUGAUAUUAAAUAUGUUCCUUAUGUAACGGAGGGAACUUCCAGUUAUGGUAUGGUUCCUACAUAUGUUUCUGAUGUCUUGAGGAUGGCUGCUGAGGUUCACAAAACAGAGAAAGAAGGGAAUAUUCUUGCCUUUUUGACUUCCCAGAUGGAAGUAGAAUGGGCUUGUGAUCAUUUUGAAGCUCCAAAUGCGGUUGUGUUACCAUUGCACGGGAAGCUAUCCUUUGAAGAGCAAUGUCAUGUUUUCCAUGACUACCCUGAGAGAAGAAAAAUUGUAUUUGCAACAAAUAUUGCAGAGACAUCGCUUACAAUUCCUGGAAUCAAGUAUGUGAUUGAUUCUGGUAUGGUAAAGGAGAGUAAAUUUGAACCCGGCACUGGAAUGAAUGUUCUCAAAGUCUGCUGGAUCAGCCAGAGUUCUGCCAAUCAACGAGCUGGUCGUGCUGGGAGGACAGAACCAGGAAGAUGCUACAGACUAUUCACAGAAAGCGAUUUUGAGUUAAUGGCCCCUAAUCAGGAGCCCGAGAUUCAUAGAGUUCAUCUUGGUACUGCAGUUCUGAGGAUCCUUGCUUUGGGAAUCAAGAAUGUUCAGAGUUUUGAUUUUGUUGAUGCACCUAGUCCUAAAGCCAUUGACUUGGCAACUAGGAAUCUUGUCCAGUUGGGAGCCAUUGUGGAAAAGAAUGGGGUUUUUGAAUUAAGUGAUGAAGGACGACACUUGGUAAAAUUGGGGAUUGAGCCUCGUCUUGGUAAACUAAUUCUCCGUUGCUUUCAUUGUGGCCUGCGUAGGGAGGGCCUUGUUCUUGCUGCUGUUAUGGCAAAUGCCAGUAGCAUAUUUUGCAGGGUGGGAAGUGAUAAUGAUAAAGCGAAAGCUGAUUGUCUUAAGGUGCAAUUUUGCCACCGCAAUGGUGAUCUCUUCACUCUGCUCUCUGUGUACAAGGAAUGGGAAGCUCUUCCUUCCGAUAGGAAAAAUAAAUGGUGCUGGGAAAACCGCAUAAAUGCUAAAUCAAUGCGUAGAUGCCAAGACACAGUCUUUGAAUUGGAAAAUUGUCUUAAAAAGGAGCUUGCUUUUAUUAUUCCAAGUUACUUAAUAUGGGAUCCUCAUAAGUCCACUGAGCGAGAUAAAAUUUUGAAGGCUAUUAUACUUUCUUCCCUUACUGAAAAUGUAGCCAUGUAUUCUGGACAUGAUCAACUUGGUUAUGAAGUGGCAUUGACUGGGCAGCAUGUUCAACUGCAUCCUUCAUGUUCAUUGCUGAUAUUUGGUGAGAAGCCAAGUUGGGUUGUCUUCGGUGAACUGUUAUCUGUCAACAAACAGUAUUUGGUCUGUGUAACUGCUUUUGAUUUUGAAUCUUUGGCUACCCUAGAUCCUCCACCCUUGUUUGAUGCAUCUUUGAUGGAAGGACGGAAGUUGGAAGUGAAGGCAAUAACCGGUUUUGGUAGUACUCUGUUAAAAAAAUUCUGUGGGAGAUCUAACCACAGCCUUCAAUGUCUUUCAUCACGGAUUAGGACAGCUUGUAUGAAUGAGUGGGUUGGUGUUGAAGUCAAUAUUGACCAGAAUGAGAUUCUUCUGUUUGCCUCAUCAGUGCACAUGCAGAAGGUUCUGGACUUUGUAACUGAGGUUCUUGAAUGUGAAAAGAAAUGGUUGCUUAAUGAAUGCAUAGAGAAAUCUGUAUUUCAUGGACGAAGAGCCUCACCAUCUAUGGCACUUUUUGGAGCUGGUGCAGAGAUCAAGCAUCUUGAAGUUGACAAAAGAUAUUUGACUGUUGAGGUAUUCCAUUCAGAUGUUAAUGCCUUCUAUGAUAAGGAGCUUUUGAUGUUCUUUGAGGAGAAUUCUAAUGGCAGUAUUUGUUCGGUCCAUAAAUCUCAACCCAGUGGGCAGGAAGCGAAUGACAAGGAAAAAUGGGGCAAGAUAACGUUCCUAACUCCUGAUGCUGCCAGAAGAGCUGCUGAGCUGGACGGGGUCAAUUUUGCCGGCUCUGCAUUGAAGGUACUUCCUUCACAGACAUCCUUUGGGGGGGAUCAUAAAAUGUUCUCUUUCCCUGCUGUCAAAGCUAAAGUUCAUUGGCCUCGUAGGGUCAGUAAAGGAUUUGGAAUCGUUAAAUGUAAUCUGGUUGAUGUUGGGGCUAUUUUGGAUGAUUUCUCUCGUCUGGUAAUAGCUGGAAAAUAUGUUCGUUGCGAAGUUAGCAGGAAAUCUAAUGAUUCUAUUCUGAUAUAUGGAAUUGAUAAAGAGCUUUCUGAAGCUGAAAUCCGGGAUACACUAUGUUUGGAAACAGAAAGGAAAAUCCAUGAUUUUUUUCUCGUGAGAGGAGAUGCCGUGGAAAAUCCAACUUGUGGUGCCUGUGAGGAAGCACUCCUCAGAGAAAUAUCCCCCUUUAUGUCUAAAGGGAAUCCCUAUACUAACUGUUGUCAGGUUCAGGUUUUUGAGCCUGAACCAAGGGAUACUUUCAUGAGGGCGUUGAUUACCUUUGAUGGAAGAUUACAUUUGGAGGCUGCAAAAGCUUUAGAACAGCUAGAAGGUAAAGUAUUACCUGGAUGUCUUUCAUGGCAGAAGAUAAGAUGCCAGCAACUGUUUCAUACUUCUAUAUCUUGCUCUUAUUCUGUCUAUGCCGUUAUUAAGAAGCAGCUUGAUUCUUUGCUAGGGAGCUUCAGACAUGUAAAAGGUGCAGAUUUCUUCCUAGAGGAAAAUGAAAAUGGUUCCUGUCGGGUUAGAAUAUCCGCCAAUGCCACCAAAACUGUGGCAGAGUUGAGAAGGCCGGUGGAAGAGCUAAUGAAUGGAAGGACUGUAAAACAUGCCAGCCUCACUCCUUCCAUAUUGCAGCACCUGUUCUCUAGAGAUGGCAUUAAUCUAAUGAGAUCAUUGCAACGAGAGACAAGAACCUAUAUAUCUUUCGACCGGCAUAGUCUCAAUGUGAGAAUCUUUGGCAAUUCCGAUGCUGCUGCUGUAACCGAGCAAAAAUUGAUUCAAUCCCUUUUGUCCUACCACGAGAGCAAGCAGCUUGAGGUUCGACUUCGAGGUCAGGGCCUGCCUCCUGAUAUUAUGAAGCAAGUGGUUAAAAGUUUUGGGCCAGACCUUCAUGGGCUCAAAGAGAAGAUACCUGGGGCUGAAUUUACUCUCAACACCCGACUUCAUAUCAUUUCUAUUCGUGGUGACAAAGAGAUGAAGCAAAAAGUAGAAGACAUUGUCCUGGAGAUUGCCAAAGCAGGCAGAGAUUUAGCUGAGAGAUCUGGUAGUGAAGUCAUCUGCCCCAUUUGCUUGUGUGAAGUAGAAGAUGGUUACCGUCUCGAAGGAUGUUCACAUCUCUUUUGUCGUCUAUGUUUGGUGGAGCAAUGCGAAUCCGCCAUUAGAAACUUGGAUAGUUUUCCUGUAUGCUGUGCUCACCAUGAUUGUAAAGCUCCCAUUUUGCUUACUGAUUUAAAGUCUCUGCUGUCGACUGAGAAGUUAGAGGAACUCUUCAGGGCCUCUUUGGGUGCAUUUGUUGCAUCCAGUGGUGGUGCCUAUCGGUUUUGCCCUUCUCCUGAUUGCCCCAAUGUUUAUCGCGUUGCAGGUCCUAACACUUCGGAUGAGUUAUUUGUCUGUGGAGCAUGUUAUGCCGAGACUUGUACUCGGUGCCAUCUUGAAUAUCAUCCGUAUGUGUCAUGUGAGAAGUACCAAGAGUUCAAGGAAGACCCUGAUUCUUCUUUGAAAGAGUGGUGCAAGGGGAAAGAUCAGGUACAAACUUGCCCCGUAUGCGGAUACACAAUCGAGAAGAUCGAUGGGUGCAACCACAUCGAAUGCAAGUGUGGGAGGCAUGUUUGCUGGGUAUGUUUAGAGUUCUUUAGCAGCAGUGACGAUUGUUAUAGCCAUUUGAGAGCUCUUCACAUGGCCAUCAUCUAAUUUUUAAACUAUUGCUUACAGUUCGACAAUCAUCCAUGUAAAUAUAUAUCGUGUAUAUAUAUAUGUAUAUACGGGUCGGCUCCGAUACCGGCUCUUGUAAAUGAUUUUCAAACCCAUUCACAUUUACU